AUGGCGUUCUCACACACUGGAUUCAUUGGUGAUCGACUGACUGGUAAGGCGCUGGAAAUAGGCGUUUGUGCCACAGCAUCUGCUGGAUUUCUCUUGUUCGGCUAUGUCACAGAUCAAGGAGUCAUGAGUGGCAUCAUCACAGAACCUGGAUUUCUUGCCGUCUUUCCGAAAAUGAACAGUAACUACAAGAAGGGCGCCAUUCAAGCCCUUGUGGUUGCAAUCUACGAAAUUGGCUGUCUCCUGGGCUCUUUCUUCAUCAUUGGCUACGGUGACAAGCUUGGCAGAAGACGCGCAGUCCUCGUUGGGGCUUUGAUUAUGCUUGUUGGAACUGCUAUACAGGCUUCGUCCACCACACUCGCCCAACUGAUCGUAGGACGAAUAGUCACUGGCGCUGGAAAUGGCAUGAAUACUUCCAGUAUCCCGGUUUGGCAAUCGGAGAUGGCACCCCCCAAAAUUCGAGGUUUUCUUGUACUCUUCGAGGGCGCGCUUAUAACAGGCGGCGUGAUGGUGUCUUAUUGGAUAAAUUAUGGCUUCUGGUUCUACAAUAAGAGCUCCUUCCAGUGGCGCUUCCCUAUCGCCUUCCAGGCUGUUUUUGGAAUCAUUCUUAUCAUCGGCAUUCUCGCUUUUCCAGAAUCGCCUCGAUGGCUCCUCAAACAUGGUAGAGAAAAGGAGGCUGUUCAAAUCAUGGCCCGUCUCAAGCGAUCGAAUACCGAUGACGAAGACUUGAUGAAGGAGGUCAAUGAGCUUAAGAAGAUCAAUGAGAUCACAGCAGGCACAAAGCUUACCUUCAAGGAGUUCUUUUCGAACGGACCCGACAUGAACUUGUGGAGAGCCAGCGUGGCCUUUGCUGCGCAAGCGUUUCAGCAGAUCGGUGGAAUAAACCUUGUCACUUACUAUGCAACCGUGGUCUUCGAGGAUUCCCUCGGCUUCAAUCCAACAUUCGCGAGACUUCUCACGGGCGUCCUGGGUACAGAAUAUUUCCUCGCUGCUUUGGUCGCUCUUUUUGUUGUGGAUCGUCUAGGAAGACGCCGACUCAUGAUGUGGAAUGCAGCAGGAAUGGCUCUGUCUAUGAUGGUAGCCGGCAUCGGUCUCGCAUCAGGCACCAAAAGCGGUGCAUACGCAGCGACCGUCAUGAUUUUCCUCUUCAACACCUUCUUCGCUAUCGGCUGGCUUGGAAUCACCUGGCUCUACCCAGCAGAAGUCACACCCAUCCGUAUCAGAGCUGAGGCUAACGGACUUUCGACAUCUGCGAAUUGGCUGUUCAACUACGCCGUUGUCCAGCUUUCGCCCAUCAUGAUCAAUUCGAUCGCAUGGAAGACUUACUUUGUCUUCAUGUGUUUCAACUUUUCCUUUAUCCCUGUUGUCUACUAUACUUUUGUUGAGACCAAUGGGUACAAACUCGAGGCCAUGGACGAGAUAUUUCACAUCGCCCACCAGAACGGCGAGAACCCUGUCAAUGUUGAGAAAAGGGUUCGCAAGGGCAAUACCGAUGCAUUGGGAGAACUAGAGAAGAGGUCUUCUGUAGGGAGCAAUGGCGACAAAGUGGAAGACGAGAAGAAAGAGGAUGCAAACGCAGAGUAG
Molecule: messenger RNA, 1581 nt
Organism: Aureobasidium melanogenum CBS 110374
Lineage: Eukaryota; Fungi; Ascomycota; Dothideomycetes; Dothideales; Saccotheciaceae
Product: general substrate transporter
Exons: 5
Coding region: 1-1581 (526 amino acids)
Biological process (GO): transmembrane transport; carbohydrate transport
Cellular component (GO): membrane
Molecular function (GO): carbohydrate:proton symporter activity
Source: RefSeq, a predicted model, not a curated record